Molecule: messenger RNA, 924 nt
Organism: Paramecium sonneborni
Lineage: Eukaryota; Ciliophora; Oligohymenophorea; Peniculida; Parameciidae
Source: the annotation of a GenBank genome assembly
AUGGGAUAAUGUCUCAAUUGUUUUAAAAAAAAAGAAGAAAGUUAAUAAGAUGUUGUGUCUUAAUAAGCUGAUACUAAUUCUAAGCCUCUUAAUGAAUAAUAAACUGAAACUAUUACUUUUAGUAAACAAAGUAUUAUUCUUACAACUGAUCCUCAUAAACUUAAUAUUACAGACUUUAAAUUAUUAAAGACUCUAGGUAGAGGAACCUUUGGUAAAGUUUUAUUGGUUAAAAAACGUUCUAAUGAAAAAUUGUAUGCUAUGAAAAUUGUUAAGAAAUAUGAUUUACAAAUUAAAAAAUAAGUGGAAUAUGCUAAGACAGAAAGAAUAAUUUUAGAAAAAAUUAAUCAUCCUUUUAUUAGUAAACUUCAUUAUGCAUUUUAAACUUAAUAAAAAUUAUAUUUUGUUAUUGAUUAUUGUGCUGGUGGAGAAUUAUUUUUCCAUUUAAGAAGAGCUUAUAAACUAAAAGAGAAUUAAGUUUAAUUUUAUGCUGUAGAGAUUAUUAUUGCCUUAGAGUAUUUACAUGAUUCUAAAAUUUUAUAUAGAGAUCUAAAACCAGAAAAUAUUUUAUUAUGUUAAGAUGGACAUAUCAAAUUAAUUGAUUUUGGAUUAUCCAAAAUUAUUACCAAUAGAGACUUACUUUCUUAUUCAAUUGUAGGAACACCAGAAUAUCUUGCACCAGAAAUAUAUUCAGAUGAUAAACUUGGUCAUGAUGAAUCAUGUGAUUGGUGGAGUUUAGGAGCUUUAAUGUAUGAAAUGUUAACAGGAACUGCGCCAUUUUAUAGUCAAGAUAGAACACUUAUGUUCAGAAAUAGAACAGAAAAAUAAAUAGAAAUGAAACCGUGGUUUUCUGAAUCAUGUUCUAGUCUACUUACAGGAUUAUUAAAUAAUAAUGUAAAUAUAUUCUAUANAGCUUAUUAAUAUUGA